Messenger RNA from Penicillium subrubescens, 3877 nucleotides. Its product is annotated as chromosome segregation protein SMC. Gene Ontology annotation, cellular component: chromosome. NCBI's taxonomy places the organism in Eukaryota, Fungi, Ascomycota, Eurotiomycetes, Eurotiales, Aspergillaceae. The transcript has 5 exons. Gene Ontology annotation, molecular function: double-stranded DNA binding; ATP binding; protein binding. The record is from RefSeq and is a predicted model, not a curated record. The coding region runs from base 158 to 3757 and encodes 1199 amino acids. Gene Ontology annotation, biological process: mitotic sister chromatid cohesion.
CAAAGCGUGACACAAUCCGACAGUGAUUUACCUCUCGGCAAGAGGAAGAAGUGAUCGGAGCACCCAGAGUUGCUCCAAAACUCGAUUUUACAACUUUAGCGCUGGCUGCGUAAUGCGCUGUUCUCUCUGAUCAUCGCGUCACGCGUGUCUCCCCAAGAUGUAUGUGAAACAGAUUAUCAUCCAAGGCUUCAAGAGCUACAAGGACCAGACGGUCAUUGAGCCCUUUUCGCCCAAACAUAAUGUCAUCGUCGGUCGCAAUGGUUCCGGCAAGAGCAACUUCUUUGCGGCAAUUCGGUUUGUCCUAAGCGAUGCCUACACUCACCUCGGUCGAGAGGAGCGUCAAGCUCUGCUGCACGAAGGUUCAGGUUCGGCCGUCAUGUCGGCCUACGUCGAGAUCAUCUUCGACAACUCGGACGACCGAUUCCCCACCGGAAAGCCAGAGCUAGUUCUUCGCCGUACGAUCGGUAUCAAAAAGGACGAAUAUACCCUCGACCGCAAGAAUGCGACCAAAAACGACGUCAUGAACCUCCUCGAGUCCGCCGGUUUUUCACGAUCAAAUCCGUACUACAUUGUCCCUCAGGGCCGAGUGACCGCUUUGACCAAUAUGAAAGACUCGGAGCGUCUGGUGCUCUUGAAGGAAGUGGCUGGUACCCAGGUUUACGAGGCUCGUCGCACGGAGUCUUUGAAAAUCAUGCAGGAAACAAACAGCAAGCGCGCCAAGAUUGACGAAUUGCUGGACUAUAUUAAUGAGCGCCUGGCCGAGCUCGAAGAGGAGAAGGAUGAGCUGCGAAAUUACCAAGAGAAGGACAAGGAACGCCGCUGCCUCGAAUACACCAUCUACUCCCGCGAACAGCAUGAAAUCGCGAACGUGCUUGAGAACCUCGAGGAACAGCGGCAGAAUGGAGUUGAGGACGCUGAUAACAAUCGGGACCAGUUCGUUGAGGGCGAGAAAGCCAUGGCUCAAAUCGACGCGGAGAUUGCGGAGUAUCGCCAACAGAUUGAGUUCUUGAAAGUGGACAAGGCUCAACUGGAGGAUGAGCGCCGUGAAGCCUCCAAGUCAUUGGCCCAAAUUGAACUUCGCGCCAAGGCUCUUUCUGACAACCAGGCCGCUGCACAGGCACUGAAGUCACGCCACGACAGCGAUCUCAACGCCGUGCAGACUGCCAUCCAGGAGCGCGAAGAGGAACUUGAUGACCUCCUCCCCCGAUUCAACAUCGCCAAGGACGAGGAAGAUGCUGUCAAGACCCGUUUGACCGAGGCGGAGACAUCCCGGCAACGUCUAUAUGCCAAGCAAGGUCGCAAUUCACGAUUCAAGAACAAGUCAGAGCGCGAUAAGUGGCUACAAAUGGAGAUUAGAGAGACACAUCGAUCCAUUUCCAAUGUGCAAGGCGUUGUCACACAAACUCAAGAAGAUAUCCAGGAGCUCGAACAGGAGAUUGCUCUGCUUGAGCCGGAAACUGAGCGCUUGCGGAAACAGAUCGACGGUCGCGGCGAUACCAUGCAUUCAGUAGAUCAGGACAUUCAGAACGCCAAGGACGAGCGAGACCGACUCAUGGACCAGAGAAAGGAACUCUGGAGAGAAGAAGCCAAGCUCGACUCCGUCCUUUCUAGUGCCUCUCAAGAAAUGGACCGUGCGGAGCGCAGCCUUUCUCAGAUGAUGGACAACAACACUAGUCGCGGUCUUGCUGCUGUUCGGCGCAUCAAGCGUCAACAUAGCCUGGAAGGCGUUUAUGGUACCUUGGCCGAGCUCUUUGAUGUCAGCGACAGGUACCGAACCGCUGUCGAGGUCACCGCCGGACAGAGCUUGUUCCACUAUGUUGUCGAUAACGAUGAGACUGCUACCAAAGUCUUGGAGAUGUUGCAAAAAGAGAAGGCUGGUCGUGUUACAUUCAUGCCAUUGAACCGCCUCCGCUCCAAGCCUUUGAACAUGCCUCGCGCCAGUGACACGAUUCCCAUGCUCGACAAGCUUCAGUUCGACCCCGCUUAUGAGCGAGCAUUCCAACAUGUAUUUGGAAAGACCAUCAUUUGUCCCAAUUUGCAGGUCGCUGCCCAGUAUGCCCGAAGCCACGGUGUCAAUGCCAUCACUCCCGAGGGUGAUCGUUCCGAUAAGCGCGGUGCUCUCACCGGUGGUUAUCAUGACUCACGCCAGUCGCGACUGGAUGCAGUGAAGAACGUGGGCAAGUGGAGGGAUGAAUACGAGUCUAAGCGCAACCGCGGCACUGAGAUCCGAAAGGAGCUGGAGAAGCUUGACCAGCUGAUCACCAAGGCUGUUGGGGAGCUGCAGAAGCUUGAGCAGCAGAAGCACCAAGUGCAGAACAGCAGUGGUCCUUUGCGACAAGAGCUCCGGAGCAAGCGCGAUCUCCUACAGAAGAAGACUGAUAGCCUUGACUCCAAGCGCCGUGCACUUCGCAAUGUCGACUCUAACCUGACGGCUCUUAAUGAUCAGGUCAAUGCUUUCCAGGGUGAAAUGUCCUCCCCUUUCCAGAAGGCCUUGACAAACGAGGAAGAGUCUCACUUGGAGACAUUGAGCGGAACCGUGCAGGAGCUUCGGAGGCAAUAUCAGGAGCUGUCAAGCCAGCGAAGCGAGUUGGAGGCCCGCAAAUCCGUGUUGGAGGUUGAGCUGCGUGAGAAUCUAAACCCUCGCCUCGACCAGCUACAAAACCGAGAUGUGGAAAUGGCCGAGGAGGAAGUCCAGGGCAACCUGAAGGAGACGCAGCGUGAACAGAAGCGUCUCAGCAAAGCCUUGGAGAAGCUCAAUGGUCGACUCAAGGAGGUGGACUCCUCCAUCGAAGAGGCUACCGCUAAGGUGGGUAAUCUGCAACAACGCAAUGCUGAUACCCGACGUGAGAUGGAAGACCUGGCCCGGUCUAUCGAGAAACACCAACGACGCAUGGAGAAGAGCAUGCAGAAGAAGGCCGCCCUCACCAAGCAGGCCGCGGAGUGUGCCGCUAACAUCCGUGAUCUCGGUGUACUACCCGACGAGGCCUUCACCAAAUACAAGAACACCGACUCCAAUGCGGUUGUCAAGAAGCUCCACAAGACCAACGAGGCGUUGAAGAAGUAUUCUCAUGUCAACAAGAAGGCCUUCGAGCAGUACAACAGUUUCACCAAGCAGCGCGAGACGCUGACCACCCGUCGCGAGGAACUGGAUGCCUCCCAGAAGUCCAUUGACGACCUGAUUUCCGUUCUGGAUCAGCGUAAAGAUGAAGCGAUUGAGCGAACCUUCAAGCAGGUGUCUCGCGAGUUUGCCAAUGUCUUUGAGAAGCUGGUACCGGCUGGCCGUGGCCGCCUGGUGAUCCAGCGCAAGACAGAUCGCACCGCCCGUGCUGACGAUGACCUCGACUCGGAUGACGAGGAGGUCCGACAGAGCGUGGAGAACUACGUGGGUGUCGGUAUCAGUGUCAGCUUCAAUAGUAAGCACGACGAUCAGCAGCGUAUUCAGCAACUGAGUGGUGGCCAGAAGAGUCUGUGCGCUCUCGCCCUGGUCUUCGCCAUCCAAGCAUGUGACCCGGCGCCUUUCUACCUGUUCGACGAGAUUGACGCCAACCUGGAUGCGCAGUACCGAACGGCUGUGGCGCAGAUGCUCAAGUCGAUCUCGGACUCGACCAAUGGACAGUUCAUCUGUACCACCUUCCGACCGGAGAUGCUGCAUGUGGCAGAGAAGUGCUACGGUGUGAGCUUCAGUCAGAAGGCUAGUACGAUCGACGUGGUCUCGCGAGAGGAGGCAUUGAAGUUUGUGGAAGGGCAGAAGGCGUGAUUGGGGGAGGUAAACAGGCUUUAUUGAUGUAAAUUCUUCUUUUUCUUUCAUUGCUGCGUGUGGUGGUGGCAUGGCGUUUGAUACCGGAUUUCUUCUACAGUAUUACUUAUUUUAUCAUUC